AUGGCACAAAAGACCGUCCGGAAAAGGGUCCUCCUAAGCUGCACAGUGCUUUUGGCAGUGGCCCUGUUCGUCUCCGCUGACGCCGGUUCUCAGGACACAUUCAGCCUUGGCGUGGAAAAGUUCCAGGAAGGCGCCGAGACUCAAAACAAGAUCGAGAAUGGCAAAAAGUUGUAUCAGGAGGCAGUAGAACUUCUCGGGGCAUCUCCGAUCAAGGCCAACCAACGUGUCUUUGUCAAGCAGCACUCAUCCCUUGCACGAUCGUUCCUGUCAGACGAGCUCCAGAAACAGAAGGGUAUUCUCCCAACAGCCCUUCGACUCGUUACCCAGGGAGUAGUAUCGUUCUUCAAGUCCAACCCUGCCAAUGAUGAUGGCACAACACCAACAUCAACCUCUACCUCAACGCGUACUACUGAGAACGAGAAUGAGGAUGCGCAGGAGUCUUCUGGAUCUACAUCCGGCAACAAUGCAGGAAAGGCGACAGUCAGGCGGCACCGGGAUGCCAACAUUGCAAAGGCCAUGGAUCUCCUAGAGAAGGCUGGAUAUGAGUACAAUAAUGACGAUGCUCUGUGGACCCUCGCCAACAUGUACUUUCACGGGCAAUACAAGACCAAACGCGACUUGGGUCAGGCUUUCGACAUGUAUGCAGCACUUGCGGAUCGGUCAGGAAACGGGACAGCGCAGCAGAUGGUUGGAUUCAUGUACUCGACUGGACUUGGCAAUGUCGUGGAGAGGGAUGAGGCCAAGGCUAUGUUGUACACAACGUUUUCUGCGUGGGCGAAUGACACCGCAGCGGAGCUGACGCUUGGGUACAAAUACAUGCAUGGCAUUGGCACGAAAAAGAGCUGUGAUGACUCACUCUUCUACUACAAGCGUGCCGCCGACAAAGCACAUGCAAUGUACAUCAGCGGGCCUCCUCUGGGACGUAACAUGCCGCCCAUCAAGGGACGAUUGACAGACGAUGAUGGGGGCACGUACGGAUCUGGCGCCAGUGGACCAGGAGAACCUGAGGACAGUGCUUUCGCUAGCAACAUCAAAGAUUUCAUUGAGUUUCAUCGAUACAUCGCCGACCACGAUAACCCGGAGGCAAGAGCAGCACAGUUUCAGCUCGGGAUCCUCUUCUACACUGGAAACGCGGUGAAAGUGACAAUUCCUCGGGACUAUGUCAAGGCAGGAGGAUACUUGAAGAAGGUGGCGGAGAGUUUCUUUACACCUAAGCUGAACACCAAUGCGGCGAUUUUGGAAGCCAAGGAGCAGAGAAAGCGCGAAGGCCGCAUCAGGGACGUGGAAGACGCGGCUCUUGCAGCUGCGCUGCUUGGCAAGAUGUAUUGGCGCGGAGAAGGAUUCAAGGCUAGUGAGUCAGAGGCUUUGCAUUGGUUCAACAAGGCUGCCAUAUUAGAUAACCCUGUGGCGCUCAAUGCAUUGGGAGUCAUGCAUUUGAAGGGCGCGGCUGGAUUCAAAGCGAAUCGUGCGACCGCGAUCCAGUUCUUCUCAAAGGCAGCUGAGCUUAAAUACCCCGACGCCAAGGUGAACUUGGGCUUGAUCUACCUUGAGGAUCCAAAGAAUUACAAUCAAGCUCAUCAGCAUUUUUGGGAUGCGGGUCACCAGAACUUUCAAGCAGUGUAUUAUCUUGGAAAGAUGUACUAUGAUGGACUGGGCGUGACUAAGCAGUGCGAAAAGGCCUCGAGGUACUUCAAAUACGUCGCGGAGAGAGGUGACUGGGGCGAUACGCUCUUUUCGGAUUCGUACGAUGCAUACCAGGCAGGAGAUGUUGAGUAUGCAGCCAUUGGAUAUCUUCAGGCGGCUGAGCGAGGUUUUGAGAUCGGACAGUCCAACUUUGCCUGGAUCAUUGACCGAGAACUCCCAACCACACAUUAUCUGACCAUGUUGACGUCUCCCAAGAGGUCUCCACUGAUGGCGAUGUCAGAGACGGCGCUUGUGAGUUUGGCCAGUCCAUCGAGACUUUUGGAGAUGGCGUUGGUCUACUGGACCCGUUCAGCCAACCAGGGAGAUGUGGACGCACGAGUCAAAAUGGGUGACUACUACUAUAUGGGAAUCGGCACAGAGCAGGACUACAAAAGGGCGACGGCAUGUUAUCAAGUCGCUGCCGAAUCAGAGAGCUCGGCCAUGGCCAUGUGGAAUCUUGGCUGGAUGCAUGAGAAUGGCGUCGGUGUCGCUAAGGAUUUCCACCUUGCCAAGCGAUGGUAUGACCAGUCGCUGACGACUAACAAGAUUGCGGUUUUGCCUGUGAGUCUGUCGUUGGCGCGACUGAAUGCUCGCUUUAUCUGGAGCUACUUGACAGGAGGCGAGACUGGCGCGGAUGCAUCGUCGUUCUGGUCAAUUGGCAGUGGCAAGGCAUCAUCAUCAGGACGUGGAUCUGCCAAAAAGGAUGCCUCUGGUGGUAGUGAUGCUGCUGCGGGCGCUGGAGAGGGAGAAGGAGACCAGGGUGCCACCAAGAACGAGAACAAUGGUGGUGAAGGCAGCGGGAACGGAUGGGAUCUGAACGAGAUUGGCAAGAAUAAUGUGAAAAAGUGGACGAACCAGAAGCAGGCUGGACCAGGUGAAGAUGGCGACUAUGAUGAUGUGGAUGGGCUCCAACAGAGGCAUCAUCGACAGCCUGGUGGUGCCGAAGGAGAGGAGGAGGAGUUGUUUAUGGAUGAUGAGGAGUUGGUGGAGAGUGUUGUUAUCAUUGGGUUGUGUAUGGUGGUUGGGUACUUGAUUUAUGUUCGUCAGUUCAGGUUCGGCAACCAGCAGCAUCCUCAGCAACAGCAGCAAGGCAACCAGAACAAUGAUGGGAACAACAAUAACAACAACAAUGUCAACAAUCAGCAGCAACAGCAACAGCAGCCGCCGAUGGGAGGAUUGCCGGGCGAUCCUAACGCACCUGGCCGCUUUGCCUAUUAUGCCGCCGGUGGAUAA
Molecule: messenger RNA, 2916 nt
Organism: Linnemannia hyalina
Lineage: Eukaryota; Fungi; Mortierellomycota; Mortierellomycetes; Mortierellales; Mortierellaceae
Source: the annotation of a GenBank genome assembly